ACGCAUAUGUACAGCAACUGUCAAACGUAUGAAUUCGGUUUCUCUUGUGGGAUGCAAUAUCAUUAAUUAUUGAGACCGAAAUUACCGCAAAUUCGAUAAUGAUUAACAAUCUAUUUUAAUUCAACACAUUGGAAUUGAGUGAACGCUGAAGGGUGUUCAAGCCAGUGGAAAAAGAAAAAGGGGAAUGAAUCCGAUGGAGUACUCGACUGCACACAUGCAACUGAUGGCUGCGAACCCAUUGAUGCCACACAACAACAACAACAACAAUAGCAGCAGCAAGAUGAAGAGGUGCAGUGAUCUGCACAGGGAAGUGCUCGGCGGUUAUAAGGUCAAUACGGGAUACAUAGAUCCGAUCAAAUUCAAAAACGAGUAUUUCAAUCAUCAAAAGUACCACCAUAGGGAGGAGGCGAAGAACGGAAACGGGCUGAAGGGGAACGCAAACUCGACGACGACGACAACGACGUUGAAUGUCUCGUAUCGUAUGCUGCCGAACGUGCCGCUGAAUCUGAUGCCGCCGCCCCCGCACAAUAGCACAGUUAGCAAUAACAACAACAUUAACAACUCCUCCUCUAACAAUUUCAAGCGCAAGAGCGGUUGGAAAUCGCCGAGGAACGAUGUUAGGUGUAAUUCACCGCACGGUUCCGAGAGUGACGAAAGCUGCAGAUCUUAUAAGAGCAGAGACUCGCCCCCAAAUAUGAAUAUUAAAGGUUUAAAUUGUCAUCGUGCUAGACACAAGCAUUCUACGUUUGCAGAAAACACCUAUAUAUGUAAUAAGUAUUGUAACAAUUCUCAAAACGUUGUAUACCCAGCUGUUAUAAACCAAAGCAAUGGCCAUUAUAAACCAAAAUAUUAUCCAAAUACUGUAUGUCAGCAGCAGCAACAACAGCAGCAGCAGCAGCAUAACGGUUUAAAUUUAGCCAUCAAUAGGAAAAAUGAGAAGAAGACUAGAUUGUAUAAUAGUGAAAUAGAUAGGAGAGUGUAUGGUCUGAUGGAGAGGUUUACGUCGCGGGCUCACAUGUUCAAGAUCCCUUCGAAAUUGCCGAGCUGCCAGCAAAUGAACGAGUUCGAGUCGCUCAACCAGGCGAUAUGGGAGGUGUACCAGGUGAAGGGACAGAAGGAGAUCACGUACCUGCGAAAAUUGGAUCUGUGGAAGAGCAUUUACCUGUCGAUGCAGGACGUGCUCAGUCGGUACGGCCUAUUCCUCGUCGGCUCCACGAUGUCCGGCCUAGGAUUGGACUCUAGCGACAUCGACAUUUGCCUGCUGGUGCGGCCGUACCUAACGGACGCCCGCAGCGACGCCCUGCAUCAUUUGCAGAAGAUCAACGAGGCCCUGGAGAGAUGCUCGUUCGUGCGGUCUCCGGAGGUAAUAAUGGCCAAGGUGCCGAUCCUGAAAUUCAAGGAUGCGAAUUAUGGGUUCGAGGUCGAUCUGAACUGCAACAACUCGGUGGGCAUCAGGAAUACUCAUCUGAUGAACUGCUAUGCUCGUUCGGAUUGGCGCGUCCGGCCGCUGGUAGCAAUCGUCAAGCUGUGGGCGCAGACAAACGACAUCAACGAUGCCAAGAGGAUGACCAUCUCGAGUUACUCGCUGGCGUUGAUGGUCAUACAGUACUUGCAAUGCGGUGUGACGCCGCCUGUGGUGCCGUGUCUGCAAGGCAUGUACCCGCAGAUGUUCAGUCCUGAUCUGGAGAUCCACGACAUCGACAUCCAGGAGGACAUCCCGAUGUUCUGCUCUGACAACAAGCAGUCGCUGGGAGAGCUGCUGCUGGGAUUCCUGCAGUACUACAGCUACUUUGACUACAAUCAGUACGCGAUAUCCGUACGCGAGGCGGCCCUCCUACCAGUCGAGGAGUGCAAAUUCGCACGAGCCCCGAAGAACGACGCCACCCAGUGGAAGCUGCUGUGCAUAGAGGAGCCAUUCGACUUCACGAACACCGCUCGCUCCGUCUACGACGUGGACACGUUCGAGCACAUCAAGAGCGUGUUCCGUCUCUCGCACCAGAAGCUCCACCGGACGAAAACCCUCAGCUCAAUAUUACCCACCCAAAGAUGAUUUUACCAAAGCAAUAUUUACAAGUAAGGUUUAAAGAUAAAGAAAAGCGUAAAAAAAAAAUUAUAUAUAUAUAUAUUGAAAUGGUCGACCUGUGAGGAUGAAGAGACAUUUUAACGAAAAGAGUUACAAAAAAAAAAAAAUCGUUUUUCUUCUGUUAUGUUUUUAGUAUUCGUUCAAUAAUUUAUUUAAUAUUAGAAAAGAAAUUGGAAAAAAGAAAAUUUGCGCGUAUAAACAAAAAAAAAAAACUCUCGGUGUUGCUUGUGCAAUAUCUUAUUACAUGAAAGAACAAAUUCGAAUUCUGCCAGAACACCACCAAAAAAAACAAACAAACAAACAAAAAUAUUAUAAAUAUGUACGUGUAAAGCGCAAACAAAAAAAAAAUAAUCUAAAAAGUAUCAGUAUUGUUAGUGUCUAAUGUUUUAUUUAUUUAGUUAGAUUUUAUGUUCCUUUAUAUAAAUUCUCAAUUAUUUUUUAUUUAUUAUUAUUAUUUUUUUUUUGUGAUACUGUGAUUACUAGUUUUCUCGUUUCGUAAGGGGGGGUUUAGAAACACUGUUUUUCUUGUUUUCUUCAUUUAUUAUCUCUUUUUUUUUUCGCUAUAAAACAGAAAGAGUGUUAUUAUCGUGAGACUAUUCGGGUAGUUAUAUAUGUGUGUGUGUGUGUAAACGAAAUUCAAAGAAAAAAAAAAUAUUUAAAAAAAAAAUUUAUACAUAUCAUAAUUGUCAUAGGAAGAGGAGAGUUUGAAACCCCUUUUUGUGUAUAAAAAUGUUGACUGGAAAUGGAAUCCUUUUAGUCCGGAUGAAGAAGAAGAAGAAUUAGAAGAGGAGUAAAGACGGGGAAACAUCUUUUAUUACAUACAACGACCACGCAGUCAAACUUAUAUACAUUUUUUGUACACUAUGUGUAUAUAUAUAUAUAUACAUUUAUAUAUAUAUAUAAUUAGUUAUUGGCGCCGUGUGGCUACUCGAACGAUCCCGCCCAUCGCCCCGCCCACUCGACAACACACACACGCCCACUCAUGAUUCGGAGUGGCGAUGGGGGGCGGGGAACGAGACAAAUCGGUCGUCAAAUUACUGGAUGAUAUUAAAAUUUAAAUAAAAAAAAAUCAACCUUCGCGUACAUUCAUUGUGUAUGUGUGCGUGUACAUAUAUAUAUAAGUUGCAUAUACUUAAGUACAAAAUACGAUUACUUUUUUUUGUGAAGAAGAAGAUGAAAGAAAGAAAGAAGAAUCUAUUAUUAUUAUUAUAUUCUAUGAAAGAAGUAGUUUCUUUAUAUGUGCCAACAGAAGGAGCAGGAUGGAUGAAGUAAUGAAGUAAGGUUAAGAUAUUUGGCGAAUCUCUCAUGUCGGAAUUAGACAAUAUAAAUGAAACAAUAAAAAUGUAACAAUAAUUUAUAAAGAGAAUACGAUGGACAUGUACAUAGGAGGAAGACCUUGUGAAUGAUGAACGAUGUUAAGUUUUUUUUCUUUUUGUACAUUCUAGAUACUUUUCAGUUCGAAAACUUUUCAUUUUUCAAACGCUGCAUUUGUCACGUGUUUCAUUGCAUCCAUUAUUAUUAUCACCUUAUUAUAUAAUUUUACCAAAAAAAAAAUAAAGGUAGAUAAGAUAUUUGAUAGUAAACCAAAAAAAAUUAAAAAAAAAAUCAUACACGAACUGAAAAUUACACUUGCGCGCGCCCCAAAUCAAACGACAUUCUUUCAAAUCGUUAUUACAUACGGAUAUAUAUAUACAUAUAUGUGUGUGUGUGUGUAUAGAUAUGCCACAGAUAACUUUUGUUCUUCGCUCUGUUAUUUUUUUUUUGAUUGACUUGUCACACUUUUCUCGGCGCUGUGAAAUUUAUUUAUUUUCUCUCACCCCUUUGUACCUUUACAGCUUAUUUACUACUUACUACUCUACUAUCAUUGUGAUCUACGAUACAAAUUGUUAAAAAUUUACAUUUCUGUGAGAAUUAAUAAAAAAAUUUCAUAUA
Messenger RNA from Nicrophorus vespilloides, 4015 nucleotides. Its product is annotated as poly(A) RNA polymerase gld-2 homolog A-like. The transcript is spliced from 6 exons. Bases 185 to 2050 code for a protein of 621 amino acids. Gene Ontology annotation, cellular component: cytosol. The record is from RefSeq and is a predicted model, not a curated record. Gene Ontology annotation, molecular function: poly(A) RNA polymerase activity. NCBI's taxonomy places the organism in Eukaryota, Metazoa, Arthropoda, Insecta, Coleoptera, Silphidae.